CAAAUGAAAAUUUGGAGAAAAAGAAAAGUGUCUUAGCGGUCAAAACCCUAAGGUGGAUUAUCCUUCUCCCGUCCUCCGUCAGAAUUCAGAAGCUUAAUCUAACGUUGAUCGAUCAUCUCGCCGGCGACAGCAAAACCUGGUGGAUAAAAUGUACGGAUCAGACAAAGGCACCGACGAUUCCGAGCGAACCGCAUUCAGAAGAGCAGAAAAGAAAUACAAACUGUACUACGAUGACACCUACAAAUCUUCCAAAAAGAAAAAACUACCGAAACAUGUCGAUUUGUCUGAGGUUAUCGAUUUCAAGAACAUCCUCGAAUCUUAUCAACAAGAUGGUUCACUUCCAGUGGGCGUCAACGCGACUACAUGCGAUCUGGAUGGGCCAGUUUUCUGCUUGGAGAAUCGUCCUGGGUUUUAUUUUAUUCCUGGUGCGUUGAGUUUACAAGAGCAAUGCCAAUGGAUCAGGGAGAGUUUAAUGGAGUUCCCGCAGCCUCCCAACAGAACCAACCACAAUGCUAUUUAUGGACCAAUUCAAGACCUGUUUAUUGCAGCUAAGGAAAAUAAAGUUUUAGUUGAACAUGAUGAAAUCUCUGAUUUCAAACUUGAUUCUGAUGUUGAACCUUCCAUUAGCAAUGGAAAUACUCAUAACUGGAAGUUUGUGGAGGAGAAUACUGUUUCAUCCAGAAGAGGAACGGCCUACAAAUCAAUUCCUGCUUCAGUAUUACUUAGAAAGUUGCGUUGGAGUACACUUGGCCUACAAUUUGAUUGGUCCAAGCGAAGCUAUAACAUAUCUCUACCCCAUAAUAAGAUACCCUCUGCACUAUGUCAACUUGCCAAAAGAAUGGCCGCAGCUGCAAUGCCAACUGGGGAAGAAUUCAAACCUGAAGCUGCAAUAGUGAAUUAUUUUGCUUCAGGCGACACCCUCGGUGGUCACCUAGAUGACAUGGAAGCUGACUGGAGCAAGCCAAUUGUUAGCAUGAGUUUGGGUUGCAAAGCUAUUUUUCUUUUGGGUGGUAAAUCGAGACAGGAUCCACCAAUAGCCAUGUUUCUUCGAAGCGGAGAUGUCGUGUUAAUGGCUGGAGAAGCAAGGGAAUGUUUCCAUGGUGUACCACGUAUCUUCAUCGAUGAAGAAAGUGAAGAAAUUUCUUUUCUUGAAACGCAUUUAACAAAUCAAGAUGAUUUGCACUGUCUGGAAUACAUAAGAACUUCAAGAAUAAACAUCAACAUUAGACAAGUUUUCUGAUUUAUUGGACGUGUCUGUCAUCUUUCAAUCUUCGAGAUGGUUUUCAGGUUGCUCCAAAAUUUUGCCUGGAUGAAGGGGGAAGGGAGUGGCUUUGCAAAUUCAUAGACAGAUGCGAAAAGAGAUCGAUGACAAUCUGAUUGCAGACCGAAGAUCUAUAAAGCUCGGAUUCGAGCAAUGGUUUUGGUUGGCAAUGGGUGGUGGGGAUUGCAGGACAGGUUUGAUUUUUGAAGUAAAAUAGUAGAGUUUUUAAACAAAAAACAAUAAUGUAAAACUACUUUUUUAGUUUUAACUAAGUACUGAUAUUUACUACUUGAAUUGAUAUGGUGCAAAACCACUUUUGAGUAA
Cucumis sativus (cucumber) is the source of this 1585-nucleotide messenger RNA. RefSeq names its product alpha-ketoglutarate-dependent dioxygenase alkB. NCBI's taxonomy places the organism in Eukaryota, Viridiplantae, Streptophyta, Magnoliopsida, Cucurbitales, Cucurbitaceae. Bases 149 to 1240 code for a protein of 363 amino acids. The transcript has 7 exons. Gene Ontology annotation, biological process: oxidative RNA demethylation. Gene Ontology annotation, molecular function: broad specificity oxidative DNA demethylase activity; ferrous iron binding; oxidative RNA demethylase activity. The record is from RefSeq and is a predicted model, not a curated record. Gene Ontology annotation, cellular component: nucleus; cytoplasm.